AAUGUAAUCACUACUGCUUUUCUUUUUCUCAUUUUUUUAUGUUUUUCCUCUGGUUUUUUGAGGUAAUGAUUCCUUGAUCGUUUUAGAAUUCGAGAAAUUUGUGCUUUCUUGAUAAACUUCUGUUUUUUAUGCUCAUUUUCUUUCUUUUUAAAAAAAUAGAAUUUGUUAUUGUAUUUCUAAAAUAAAGAAUCCAUCUGUUUGUUUGUAGAGAAAAGUUUUUGCGUACUUGUUUUCCCUGUAAAAAGAAAGCUGACCAAGUAGUAGCAGUAGCAGCUUUAACGUAAACUUAAGAUGAAAUAAGUUACCCCAAUAAAUGAACCCUCUUUAAUUAUCUUUGCUAACUGCAAACUUCAAUUUCGUCGAAAUAAAAUUUCUUUUUUUAUGUCACAGAAAAAAAAAAUCUCCGAAUUAAGUGGUCGGAUGAUUCUUGAAAUAUUCUGAUCCUGCUUUUUGGUUAUUAAGAAAAUGCAAAGAAAGAAACAAAUGGGAUGUGCUUCGGAAUCUAGGGAAGCAAAGAACUUUACGCCUUUUUUUUCUUUGCUUUUUAUCAUUAUUUAAAAAAAUAAAUCUGAUUCCUGAUUUCAGAUUAUAAGAAGCUAAAGUCUUCUGAAGUCUUUUCUCAGAAAAUCUCACUUUCUUUCCUUCCCCUAUUUUCUGGGAGGUCCCCUUUUUUCUUUGUGCAGCUUAAAUUAUAAGUCCUUCUGUUAAUUCUCUCUAUAUAUCACCGAAUAUAUUUGUAAAUUGAAAAUCCAUUUGUAUGGAAAUUUUAGUUUUAUAGGGUUGAAGUAAUAAAAUAGCAAUCGAAAAGUUUUUAUUGGUCCUGAAUGGGAAUUAUUUGUAUUCUGCUUUGGUAAAUUGGAUUUGAAGUGCCUUCCUGUUCCAGACUUUUUCCAGAGAAAUCAAAUUGAGGAAUCUUGAAAAUUAGAAUGUUUUCCCUUCAUGCCUAACACUGUCCAUCUGUCUUAGUAAUAUCUCAUGCUGGUAUUUAUUUGUUUCCUGCCAAUUUCUGCAAGCAGCUAUUUAUCAUUCUCCUUCAUUACUCCUUUAUCUCUUUGGUAGAAAGCUUCCAUGAAUAAUCUAAGGUUAGGAGUGGAGGUUGUGGGUGCCCACGACCUUAUGCCCAAAGAUGGACAGGGUUCAGCCAGUGCUUUUGUGGAGAUCCAUUUCGAUCAUCAGAAGUUUCGAACUACUACUAAAGAGAAAGAUCUAAAUCCUGUUUGGAAUGAGAGCUUCUACUUCAACAUCUCUGAUCCAAACAACCUAUCCAACCUCACUCUUGAAGCCUAUGUGUAUAACCAUGGUAAAGAAAACACCACCAAAUCUUGCCUUGGUAAGGUUCGCCUCACUGGGACCUCAUUCGUCCCAUACUCUGAUGCUGUUGUUUUGCAUUACCCUCUGGAAAAACGAGGCCUUUUUUCUCGUGUCAAAGGAGAACUUGGUUUGAAAGUAUUUGUUACUGAUAACCCUUCGAUAAGAUCCUCAAACCCACUUCCCGCAAUGAAUUCCUCUCUGUUUUCAGAUUCACAUUCAACCCAAGGCCAGCAACCAGAACAACAGAUCCCAAGCUCAGUCCCAAAAGUGUUCUCCAAUGACAAGACUGAAUCAAGGCACACAUUUCAUCACCUUCCAAAUACCAGCCAGCCACAGUCACAGCCACAGCCACAGCCACAGCCACAGAUGCAGCAACAUGUCCCCGUUGCAGCAGCCAUGCAAACAAUGAGUUAUGGAGCUCAAGAGAUGAGAUCUGAACCUCAGGCUCCAAGAGCUGUUCGCAUGUUCUCCGAUUCUUCAUCACAACCUGCUGAUUAUGCACUCAAAGAGACUAGUCCCUUCCUUGGAGGGGGGCAAAUAGUUGGAGGGCGAGUCAUACGUAGGGACAGGAUUGCUAGCACUUAUGAUCUUGUUGAACAGAUGAAGUACCUUUUUGUACGAGUUGUAAAGGCUCGUGAACUUCCCAGCAAGGAUGUUACAGGAAGCCUCGACCCAUAUGUUGAAGUAAGAGUUGGCAACUAUAAAGGAAUUACAAAGCACUUUGAGAAGAAGCAGAACCCUGAGUGGAAUGAAGUGUUUGCCUUUGCAAGGGACAGGAUGCAGUCAUCAGUGCUAGAAGUUGUGGUCAAGGAUAAGGAUCUGGUGAAGGAUGACUUUGUUGGAAUUGUAAGAUUUGACAUGAAUGAGAUUCCAACACGGGUUCCACCUGAUAGUCCAUUGGCACCAGAGUGGUAUCGGCUUGAAGACAAGAAGGGGAAUAAGGAUAAAGGGGAACUGAUGCUUGCUGUUUGGUAUGGUACUCAAGCUGAUGAGGCAUUCCCUGAUGCUUGGCACUCUGAUGCUGUUACUCCUACUGAUAGUUCCUCCGCUAUCUCUGCACACAUACGCUCAAAGGUUUACCAUUCUCCAAGAUUAUGGUAUGUCCGUGUUAAUGUGAUUGAGGCGCAAGACCUGAUUGUUCCUGACAAGAAUCGGUUCCCUGAUACUUAUGUUAAGGUACAGAUUGGCAAUCAGAUCUUAAAGACAAAGAUGGUCCAAACACGGACUAUGAACCCAAUUUGGAAUGAGGAUUUAAUGUUUGUUGCUGCUGAGCCAUUUGAAGAUCAUCUGGUCCUUUCAGUUGAAGAUCGGGUUGGCCCCAAUAAAGAUGAGAGCAUCGGCAAGGUUGUUAUACCACUGAACUCUGUUGAGAAGCGUGCUGAUGAUCGAAUUAUUCGUAGUCGGUGGUUCAACCUCGAAAAGUCCAUUUCAGCUGCCAUGGAUGAGCACCAGGCUAAGAAAGAUAAGUUCUCCAGUCGACUCCAUCUUCGUGUUGUACUUGAUGGAGGGUACCAUGUGCUCGAUGAGUCAACUCACUACAGUAGUGAUCUUAGACCAACUGCAAAGCAGCUGUGGAAGCCAUCAAUAGGUGUUUUGGAGCUAGGAAUUCUGAAUGCUGAUGGACUCCAUCCGAUGAAAACAAGGGAUGGAAAGGGUACUUCAGAUACAUAUUGUGUAGCAAAGUAUGGUCACAAAUGGGUUCGCACUCGAACCAUAAUCAACAGCCUUAGCCCAAAAUACAAUGAACAGUACACUUGGGAGGUGUAUGAUCCUGCAACAGUUCUUACCAUUGGAGUUUUUGAUAACAGUCAUAUUGGUGGUUCAAAUGGUAACAGGGAUAUAAAAAUUGGUAAGGUUCGGAUUCGAAUCUCUACUCUUGAAACUGGCCGUGUUUAUACACACUCAUACCCGUUGCUAGUGCUUCAUUCUUCUGGUGUCAAGAAGAUGGGUGAAUUACAUAUGGCUAUAAGGUUUUCAUACACAUCAAUGGCGAACAUGAUGUUUCUGUACACACGGCCUCUUUUGCCAAAGAUGCAUUAUACAAGGCCAUUGACUGUGAUGCAGCAGGACUUGCUGCGUCACCAAGCUGUCAACAUAGUGGCGGCUAGGCUUAGUCGAGCAGAACCUCCUCUCAGGAAAGAAGUUGUUGAAUACAUGUCUGAUGCGGACUCUCAUCUUUGGAGCAUGAGGCGCAGCAAGGCAAAUUUCUUCAGGCUGAUGUCAGUAUUCUCUGGAUUAUUUUCUGUUGGAAAAUGGUUUGGUGACGUCUGCAUGUGGAAAAAUCCCAUCACUACUGUGCUAGUACACCUCCUCUUCGUGAUGCUUGUGUGCUUUCCAGAACUGAUUCUGCCAACUGUGUUUCUAUACAUGUUUCUAAUAGGGCUUUGGAAUUAUCGUUUCCGACCAAGAUACCCUCCACACAUGAAUACAAGAAUUUCUUGUGCAGAUGCUGUUCACCCUGACGAGCUCGAUGAGGAGUUUGAUACAUUUCCAACAACACGGAGCCCAGAGAUAGUCCGUAUGAGAUAUGAUAGGCUAAGGAGUGUGGCUGGCAGGAUCCAGACUGUGGUGGGUGAUGUUGCUACCCAAGGAGAGAGGGUUCAGUCACUAUUAAGUUGGCGGGAUCCUCGUGCCACAACUAUAUUUUUGACAUUCUGUUUUGUGGCUGCUGUUGUAUUGUAUGCGACACCAUUUCAAGUGCUUGCUCUUGUGGCUGGAUUCUACUCUAUGAGGCAUCCCAGGUUCAGGCAUAGGACACCAUCAAUACCAAUCAAUUUCUUCCGUCGUCUCCCAGCCAGGACAGAUAGUAUGUUAUAAAUGAGUGAUUGAAGUUUUCUGGCAAGGCCACUCUCACCAGUGUAUCUGAUUUGGGUUUUGUUUGGUGAUGCUUGUGGAGCUUUGCGGUGUCUUCUUUAUAUUCUGUUUGUGUUCUUUAAUGGAAAUUAACAGAGAUGUAUACACUGGUAAAUCAGAGUUAAUAGUACAGAUUUGGUAUUCUCCUA
Ricinus communis (castor bean) is the source of this 4313-nucleotide messenger RNA. Its product is annotated as FT-interacting protein 3. The coding region runs from base 1069 to 4128 and encodes 1019 amino acids. The record is from RefSeq and is a predicted model, not a curated record. Lineage: Eukaryota; Viridiplantae; Streptophyta; Magnoliopsida; Malpighiales; Euphorbiaceae. The transcript has 2 exons.